AUGAGUGACAUCAUCCUACCAGAUGCGCCCGCCGCAGAAGAGAGCCGUCCCCAGGACACAUCCACGCCCACUCAAGAUGUGCCCGAUGAAGUAGCGAGUACCCCCUUGAGCAUUGGAGAUGCGGCGUCUCCAGAAGAAAGCCGCCUCCACGACGCAUUUACAACCACUCAAGAUGUUCCUGAUGAAGCGGCGCGCACUCCCCGCAACAUCGAAGAUGCUGCGUCUCCAGAAGAAAGCCGACCCCAGGACGCAGCCGUACUCACCCAAGACGUUCCCGAUGAAGUAGCGCGCACUCCCCAGAACAUCGAAGAUGCGGCGUCCUUGAAAGAAAGCGGUCCCCGGGAAGCAUCCGCAACAACUGAAGACGUGCCCGAUGAGACAGCGCGCACUCCCUGGAGCGUCGACGAGCGCCUUUUCAUCGAGCUGCAAGCCGGCUUUGCACUCGCCGCCGCCACCCUGGACAUUUGCACAGUACUCCCUCCAACAGGCCCGAGCUACUACUAUGUCUUUCGCCGGUUCUUUAGGACUGCAGAUCAAGGUACCUCCGAGACCGCUCCCGAACAGGACGCCUCUACAAUUUCGAGGACCCAAGAAGAGUACCUACUCAAACAGCAAGAGCUGGUACACUGGGCGCUGAGGAAGACAGAUGACUUGGUGCGGAAGGCAAUGAAGACCGGAGAGUUCAUGAGGGGGAAGAUGUGGAUAAUCGAACAGGAAGUCUUCGACCAGUACCGAGAGAUCCGCGAAGAGAUUGGCAUCGAUUUGCCGAUCGAAGACCCGAGACAGAACAACAAGAUGUUCAACUUCCUGUACCAGAUCGUUUGCGCAAGGUUCCCGAAGUCGUUGGGACAUAGUCCUACCAGCUCAGAUGCGGAAGAGAAUCACACCACUACGGGGAAUUCCGACGACGACAUGUAUGAAGGCUCUACCCGUAGCUCUCCGCCUGAUGACGACCUCGAGAUUACAGAGAGCGCUUCGCCGGCGGAGGAAGCCGCACCAGCCACGGAGGAGACCACACGACGGACAAGAACGAGGGCCAGGAAGCCCACCGCCGCCCUCGACGACGACAACGCAUCACCACCGGUCCGUCAGUCCGGUCGAAAAGUCUUUGUAACCGACAAAGCGAAAAAGGCGCAGACGGGUACCAAACGCACUAGGCGCAACACAGUGGUGGAAGAGGAGAGUGAAGAGGAGAAUGAGGAUGGAGAAGAAGACAACGCGGAAGAUGAAGAAGAGGACGAGGGCGGAGCAUCACCGAAGAAGCGCGCGAAGAAGGCCGUCCAGAAGACCGCCAAGAAGACCGCAAAGCCGAAGACCAAGAAGGGCCAUGGACCGAACCGCAAGCAGAACGAUGCCUGGUCGCAAGCAGAGCGCGAGGUCAUCAUAGCGCUCUUCAACAAGAUCAUAGCCGAGAAGGGCCUGAUCUACUGGGCGAACAACAUCAGUGCCCUCUUCUACGAGGCUACCGACGCCGUGAACGCUCAUAGGGCCCUAGACAAGAUUACAUAUCCAGGUGACCCUCGCGGGAUGGACGGUGUCCGCACUCAGGUCCACAAGAAGGAUGCUUAUAAGCGCAUCAAAGACCGGGCUGACGCGCUGAGGACUAGGAAGGCCGAUCCGAAGAAGACGGUGACAGAGGCGGAGCUCAAGCCUCGGGAUGUGUUCAAGGCGACAGAUCUUGAGCCCGGUAAGGGCAAGUGA
This is a messenger RNA of Alternaria conjuncta, 1701 nucleotides long. RefSeq lists its product as uncharacterized. Bases 1 to 1701 code for a protein of 566 amino acids. The transcript has a single exon. Lineage: Eukaryota; Fungi; Ascomycota; Dothideomycetes; Pleosporales; Pleosporaceae. The record is from RefSeq and is a predicted model, not a curated record.